UUGUAUUGAUCAAUCUAAUUAGGUUUCCGGGUAGAAGACGCGCGUAAAGACGCGAUGAGUCGCGUGCGGAUAUUUUCGUGCGCUUUCUCCGAAAUUUUCCGAGACGCGUCACUGUCCGCUCUUUCCUCACUUUACGAAGUUGGGAUGUACAAAUUAGAUGAUGACAGCGCGGAGCUCUCGAUAAAACUAAUCAUAACUGCGCUCCCCUUUCUUGACAUUCUUCAAAAAGAAAAGAAAGAAUUCUGAGGAAUUUACGGUGACUUUAUUGCGGCAUCAAAACGUAAGACGAAACACGCGAAACCUCGAGAGCGAGACCUCGCGUCGUAAAGAUUUUUCGCCUCCUUCACGGACACUUUCCGAGAAUACUGCGGCGAAAUUCUGGUAACCCGCGAAGAAACUACCUGUAAACAUCUCAAAGCGUAUAAUGUUGCACUUUUAUUAUUUUUUUCCAAUUACGGUGCAGAACCGCGAGAACUUGAACGAAAAUUUUUCUUUUUAGAAUACCCGAGGAAGAGUGUGAGAUAAGGUACUUUAAGAGCCCGCAUCCCGCUGGUCCUAAUCUUCGAAUCGAAAACUCGCGGAGAUGAGCGAGCUCGACGAAUCUGCCCGUGUCACGACAGGCCGACGAUAUCAACAAUUCGAAUAUUUGUGUAUUCGAACAGCCAAGUUUACGAUACGAACGUGAAUGAGAAUACGAGAAGGAUGCGCGAGAGGACUGUCGCCGGAACAGGAACAGCGGAUUAUUCCAAAAGUUCCAUCAGCGUCAAUCGAACGCUAUUCGACGAGAGAUUGGCAAACUUUUUCGAAAAAAGUGCACAUUCGUUGAGUAAAGUGGAGUAUAAGAAAAUGAGGAACGCACCAUAAGAGGAUUGUAUCACGUUUCUUUGCGGAGGGAAAUGUGAGGCUAACGUGGUUCAGAAGAUUGAAUGCCAAAGAUGAAUAAUAGUCGCUACUUAAGAAGACAGUAUUUAUAGGAAUAAUAAGAUUUAAAGUAAUGCAUAAGUCAUAGAAAGAUCUAGUAUUUCGCAGAAAUUUCGAUCAAAAAAUCUACCAAAGAUACUCCUAAUCUGGAGUUGGAUCGUUGAAGCGAUGCAUAUAUAACAUACAUAUAUUUUUUCGAUACUCAAAGGGAGAUAUAUUUUCUUGCAAAUCAGAGGGAUCCGUAAGGAUCCGAUAAUCGAAGAAAAUGGAAGUAGGUCAUAAAGUGAAAUAGGCAUCUCUUUUCGGGAAACUAUGAAGGAGGUUGGGAAAUAUGGAUUGAAUAAAGAAGUACACAGUUAGUACUUUUUUAACAAGAUCCAUGCGCGUUUUCGAGACCGUCGCUUCAAGUUCUGGACACGUGCCGUGCUCGAGAGUGAAAAAGUGGACAGAAAUCGAAACUUCGGCGGGGCUGAGAAACGGCCUCGAGGUCGCGAACGGUGGAAGAUGUAGGAAAAGGGGGGCGAGAGAGCGACUUGGAGGGACGCGGAGAGUCCUGCGGGAAUCCGUUAUUCCGGGGAAUCGCCGUGGCUCGGCGUAGCCUCUGAUCCUAAUUCCGGUAUCGUUGCGAUACCAAAAUGCUGGACAUAUUUCGCGGUCUGAAGAGUCUCAUAAAGAUCUCGCACAUCCAUAUCGACAGCGCCGUCUUCCGCUUGCAUUACAGCCUGACUGUGAUCCUGCUGAUAGCGUUUUCCUUGAUCGUCACGACCCGUCAGUACGUCGGCAAUCCUAUCGAUUGCAUACACAGCAAGGACCUGCCCGAGGACGUCUUGAACACUUAUUGCUGGAUACAUAGCACGUACACGAUAACCGCGGCAUAUCGGAAGAGAGAGGGCUCGGAGGUGCCUUUUCCCGGUGUCGACAAUUCCAAAUCGUAUCCUGAAACUGAGCGAAAGGAGUACCGAUAUUAUCAGUGGGUCUGCUUCAUGCUGUUUUUGCAGGCGAUCCUCUUCUACACCCCUCGCUGGCUCUGGAAAGGAUGGGAGGGUGGCAAGAUUCAUGCCCUUAUGAUGGAUCUCGACAUCGGGCUCUGCUCCGAAGUGGAGAAGAAACAAAAGAAGAAAAUGCUACUCGACUACCUCUGGGAGAAUCUUCGCUUUCACAAUUGGUGGGCUUACAGGUACUACCUAUGCGAGGUCCUCGCGCUGCUGAACGUCAUCGGUCAGAUGUUUCUGAUGAACCGCUUCUUCGACGGCGCCUUCUUGACCUUCGGCAUCGACGUACUCAAGUUUCUCGAAUCCGAUCAGGAAGACCGAGUGGACCCAAUGAUUUACGUCUUUCCAAGAAUGACCAAAUGCACGUUUUACAAGUACGGCGUCAGCGGAGAAGUCGAGAGACACGACGCCGUCUGUAUACUGCCUUUAAACGUCGUCAACGAAAAGAUCUAUGUCUUUCUCUGGUUCUGGUUCCUUUUCCUCGGCGUGCUCAGUUUCUUCACGGUUUUGUACAGAAUCAUAAUAAUAUUUUCGCCGCGCACGAGGGUCUACCUGUUGCGAAUGAGGUUUCGCUUGGUACGGAGAGACGCCGUGGAGACUAUAGUGCGUCGCAGCAAAGUUGGCGAUUGGUUUCUCCUCUACAUGCUGGGCGAGAAUUUGGACACCGUGAUAUAUAGAGACGUGAUGCACGAAUUGGCGAACAAGCUCGCCUCGAGGCAUCACCAUGGCGUACCGGGAGUGAAGGGCGAGCUUCAAGAAGCCUGAUCGAGGUUGCCUCGGAGGGCCGGCACGUUCGAUUCGCCGCUGCCGCUGCCGCAGUCCUGGCCUCGCCUAUCCGCAUCGCGCGGUGGUCGCCGACGCAUCCGGAGACAGCGCGGAAUGCGCGAUCGCAGCCGGAGCCUGAGAAGACGAGCCGACGGCUCUUCCCCGAGGACCCGCGGACUUGGCCUCGCGAAGAGACGCGUCCUCCCCUUCCGUCAAUUGUUGCUCGAAGCGAUGCGACAGCGAUAACGCCGAAGACGCGUCCGCGAAGAUUUUUGCGGUGGAAUUUAAAGAAGAGAUUUAAAGAAAGAGACACACACACACACACACAUACACACACACACACACACACACACACACACACACACAUACACGAUUUUGCUAGUCAUCCCCGGGGAUCGUAAAUCGACGUGCAGUUUCGGCGAGUUCAUCGAUCUCGAUGCUGCGGACGCGCAGGACGAGGGAUGAUAUUCGGAUAUUCAGAGGAGACAGUAGAGAUACAAGAUACGCAAUUGUAUGCUUUCGAUAUUUCACGAAAUUGAGCGUUUAGUUCGACGUGUUAUAUUCACGUUUAAAAUUCAUGCGCAUUCCAAUGAUGAUAUACGGACACGAUGUGUCCGCGUCCGCGUCCGUAAUCUUUGCGUUCUCCUAAAAGAAA
Messenger RNA from Pogonomyrmex barbatus (red harvester ant), 3333 nucleotides. RefSeq names its product Innexin family member shaking B (gene shakB). Gene Ontology annotation, molecular function: gap junction channel activity. The record is from RefSeq and is a predicted model, not a curated record. Lineage: Eukaryota; Metazoa; Arthropoda; Insecta; Hymenoptera; Formicidae. Gene Ontology annotation, cellular component: gap junction; plasma membrane.